Messenger RNA from Closterium sp. Yama58-4, 6570 nucleotides. NCBI's taxonomy places the organism in Eukaryota, Viridiplantae, Streptophyta, Zygnematophyceae, Desmidiales, Closteriaceae. The record is from the annotation of a GenBank genome assembly.
AUGGCACGGGGGAAGGUGGUGUGGGCAGCAGCAGCCAGUGUUGGUGGUGAAGGAUUUGACCACGUGUCCUUCUCUAACUGCACGUCAACAGGCCCCAGUGGUGGCGCUAUAGCUGUUUUAGAAGCUGCUACAUCCGCUGCUACAACCCUGGUUGCUACAGCCGCGACCAUCAGCAGCAGCAGGGUGUGGGGCGGGGGCAUGGGCGGGGGCAUGUACGUGGGAGCAGGGGCGAGAGUGUCUCUAAAAGGAGUGGGCUUUGAAGGGUGUUACACGGAGAGGGAGGAGGGCGUGGCAGGGGGGUAUGGCGGGUGCAUUGCUUCCUUUUCAGCGGCCAACCUCACCAUUGAAGAUUCGAGCUUCACUGGGUGCAAGUCCAUGGCAGGAGGGGCUAUAAACGAGUUCAACUCCUCAACCACCAUCGCCAGCACCACCUUCACCGCCUGCACGGCCGACCAGGGCGCUGACUUCUCAGUCUUCCCCGCAGGAGGCGCCAUUCUCUUCAACGCCUCCCUGCACAUGCACAUCCGGGACUCCUCCUUCCGCCGCUGCGCCUCGACUCUGACUGGCGGGGCGAUCAGUGUGCAAUCGGCCGUGGCGCCGCUGACAGUCACAGGGAGUGUGUUCGAGGAGAACCAGGCGUUCAUGCAGGGGGGGUGCCUCGAGCUUAUCAUGCUGCCGGGGGUCACGGAGAUUCUCGACUGUCAAUUCAUUAACAACGUAGUGACCAACGUGCCAUCCUUCGCAGCAGCAGUGGUGUCGUACGGUGCAGCCCUCACAGUGCGCGCCUGCCUCUUCCAAGGGAACGUUGCCACGCCCACCCCUGCGGGCGACGGCACUGCAGCCGCCACGUACCUGUCGCAGGGAGCGGCGCUGAUGGUCUUUGCUUUCAUGGACCCUUUGUUCCCGAUUACCAUCGAUGACUCCACCUUCAGAAACAACUCGGCCGGGCAGGGGGCUGCGGUGUAUCUGGAUGCGGGCAACGUGACUGUAACGAAUUGCUCCUUUAUAGAAAACGGCGACCAUGGAAAUUCCAAGCUCGGUGGAGCCAUGGUUUCUCGCGCCACCACCGCCCUCACCAACUGCACGUUCCACGGCAACAGGGCGGCCAGUCAGGGAGGGGCGCUGCACUUCAUGCCGUACGGCCCGCUCACCAUCACCAACUGCUCCUUCUCCAACAACUCGGUGCUACUGGCUCAAGGCGGCGCAAUCAACGUCUACCCGGGCCUGUCACCUGUCGACAUAACCGGGAGCCGCUUUGAGGGCAACAGGGCGGGGCUAUCCCGGGGAGGUGCUAUCUACAGCGAGAGCACUGAAAUGGUUUUCACUGACGUGGUCUUCCAGGGGAACGAGGCAGGCUUACAAGGCGGGGCUGUCACAGCCUAUGGAGCAGAAUCCGAAGGCAGGCCCGCCACAGUGACCUUCACCAGAUGCACCUUCCAGGGCAACCGGGCGGCGCUGGGGGGAGGUGCUAUCUACUCGGGGCUGAGCGUGGGCAUGCGCAUGGAGGGGAGCCGCAUCGAGGAGAACGAGAGCGCUGGCACAGGAGGGGGCGUUUUGGUGCAGGAGUUUUCCAGAGUGACUAUGAUGGAUUGUGACUGCAUGACCAACAGCGAAGGCGGCGCCGCCCGCAUCAGCGGCGCAGCCACUCUCUCUCUGCUCUCCUGCAACGUCUCUCACAACACCGCCCCCUGGGGAGGCGCCGUGUGGGUGGAAAUGGAAGGAAGGCUACAGGCUGUAAACAGCACGGUGUUUUCUGGUAACCGCGCGGACUACAUGGGGGGCGUGGUGUACGCGACGCAUGUAUCCGAUGUGACUGUAUCGAAUAGUUCUUUUCUCGGGAAUUACGCGCUGCACGGAGGUGCGAUCGCGGCUGAAGCGGAGGCGAAUGUAUCGGCAGUCGACUCGGCAUUUUCUGGGAAUGUGGUGUCGGCGGUGCUGCUGCAGGGGUUGGCAGAUGGGCGCUUUACUAGAUGUACCUUCUCCCGCAACAGGAACCCGUCCGGGACAGGUGGCGCGCUGCGAUUGGCCGACGGGGUCGCUGCGGUGGUGGAGGGGAGCAGGUUCGAGGGGAACGUGGCUGAGCUGGGCGGAGGCUUGGCGGUGGAUGGACAGGCUCGGUUGGUCCUGACCUCAGGUUCAGAAUUCAGUGGGAAUUCGGCGCAGGUGGGAGCAGGGGCGGCGUUUGUAGGGACGGCGGUUGUGAAUGUAUCGGGAUGUGCUUUUAAGGGGAACAAUGCGAGUGUAGCCGGUGGAGGCGUGGCUGUGUUAGAGCAGGCGUCAGGGGGGGUGGGGGGGAGCGAGUUCAGUGGGAACUAUGCGGUGCUGGGCGGUGCAGGUGUGUACGUGCUGCGCUCGCCCCUGGGGGCCUCAGAGGACGGCGGAACAGCAGGAGCAGCAGGGGCCACUGGGACUGCUGCUGGCUCAGGUGAAAAUUCAGGUGGGGGUAAAGGCCGCCAGUUACAGCAGCAGCAGGGGCAGCAGCAGCAGCAGCAGCAAGGGGUGGGAGAGCAGGGGCCGGGGCGGCUGGUGGUGCGGCAGCUGAGCUUUGAGGGCAACAGUGCGCUGUACCGGCAGGCAGCGGCUUUCUUUGAGGCCACCACUCACCACCAGCUGCGCUCGCUCUGUGAGGGGUGUGCGUUCCGAGGGGCGGGGGACACCCAAGGCACCAUGCCUGCUGGCUUCUCCAUUAAGUGGCCGGGUCUAGAAGAGAAUUCCAGUGAGAGGCCCGGGUGGCCGGGCAGGGAGGAGGACUCCAGCGUGGUGAACGCGAGGGGGGAAACCUUUGUGGUGCGGGCUGCGGUUGGGUCACGCAUAGAGGGGCUGCAGGUUCUUGUCUUGGAUGCGUUGAACCAGAGCGUGGCGCAGGACAGCACGUCGCUGGCUGCUGUGUCGCCUGACAGCAGGAUUAGUGGCGACCUGAGGGGCACUGCCGCCAAUGGCGUUAUCACCAUCCCCUCCAUCGGCAUCCAGGUAACACCAGAGGAAGCCCAAUCCUUCGAGGUCACGGUGACCCUGUCUUCGCCCGCCAAUGCCUUCCCCCCCGUCACCCGCGCCUUCAACAUUUCCUUCUGCUCCGCGGGCGAGUUCCUCACCGCCACCUCACUCACGUGCCAGGACUGCUUGGUUGGCCACUGGUGUGAAGCAGGGCAGCCCAUGCAGCCCUGCCCUGACGGCUUCUUCUCCUUCUACCCGCGAUCCACUUCCCCCUCCCAAUGCACCGCCUGCACUGAUGACAACCUCGACUGCACCGACGGCAUCCUCACCGUGGGCUACCAGAGCUGGCUGGACCUGCAGUCGCUGAAUAACACCCCCACGACGUACAGCUGUCUGGUGGCGGAUGGGUGUGUGGGGUACGAGUACAACCAGCAGUGGGGGCAGACGACUGCUCAAGGAGUCAUGGUGCAGUGCCAAGAGGGCUACGACGAGUCUAUCCCCACGUGUGCGGGCUGUGUGGAUGGCUACUUCCUAGUGCUGCAGCAGUGCACUCAGUGCAGCAGUGCUCUCACAAGGGUCUUCCCGCUCCUCCUCAUCCUGGUGAUCUUGGCAUGGGUGGGAAUGAACAUUCUGGCCGACACAUUCAGCAGCAUGGACAUCUUUCUCAACGAUGUGCAGCUGCUAGUCAUGAUCGCGUCCUUCAACCUCAACUACCCCGACCGCUGGGUGCAGACGCUCGUGAAGAUCUACAACUUUGCAGUUUUUGACCCGGACGCCAUCGGCCCGCAGUGCAUAUUCAACUACACCUUCAUCUCCAAGUUCUACCUGGGCAUCUUCAUCCCCGUUAUAGGCCUCUUCGUUUAUGCGCUGCUGUACGCGCGGCACCGCUGGUGGGGCGGCACGACGUGGUCGCACAUCUACUCGUGGACCCGCGGGCCCAACCCGCAGGCGCGGCUCAUGCGCUCCGUGACGCGGCGGAGAGCUUAUAACGAGUAUGAGAACUCCAUCGUGCACGCGUCGCUCAAGUGGCUGGACCUGUGCUACGUGUCCGUGAUGGUCCGCGUGCUAUCCGUGUACAAGUCAAUGACAGUAGGGGAGGCAGUGCUAAUGGCAGCAGCACCACAAAUCGCAUGGUUCUCAUCAGCCCACAUCGCCAUGUUCACUGUAUCGCUGCUCGUCUCCAUCAUCUACCUGCUGGGCCUACCCCUCUUCUUCGCAUUCCUGCUGCUCGACGCACACGCCUCCGAUGCCCUCUCCUCCAACCUCUUCCGCCAGAGAUUCGGGUGGCUCACGGAGCGGUACAAGCGCGAAUUCUGGUGGUGGCAUCUGGUGACAAUGGUGCUGCGCCUGGUUCACGCCCUGGUUCUCGUGUUCUGGUGUGCUGGUGUUCCUGUAGCAAGUCACUUGACUCAUCUCAACGCUCUGUGCCAUCUCCCCUGUCUCUUGCCCCACCACUCAAGGUGGCAUCUGGUGACAAUGGUGCUGCGCCUGGUUCACGCCCUGGUUCUCGUGUUCCUGCAGCAAGACACUCGCGCGCAGAUCGUGAUAAUUUUGCUAUUACAAGCAUUAAGGAUCGGCUCGCAGUACAAGUCCUCGCCGCUCGCCUCGCUCUCCCUCGAUUAUCUCCAAGCCUUCCUAUCCCUGGGCCACUUCUUCUUCACGCUCGGCCUGCUCUGCUUCAACUACAUCAAACUCCCCGCCUUCUCCCAGGCCGUCUUCGCCCUCUCCUCUCUCCUCAUCCUCACUCCUGCCGCCUUCUCUCUUGUCUUCGAGGCAAUCAACAAGGACUUAGAAAUUGUGAAUCGGCAGCUGUUGAACCGAGUCUGGAAGGGCGAGCGGAGGAGAAAUAAAGCUAAGUAUGACAAAAUGGACCCGUAUGAAUUAGUCCAGCCGCAGGAGAUUUCCGCGUGGUUCCGCCCGCACGUCAUCUUCCCGCUGCUCUUAGCUAAGCGCGCGCACGAGCGGAAGCUUUUGCUGAAAGUCCGCGACCGCGUGCAGACGUGUAAGCUGGCGGGAAUGGCGCCGGUCGAUUGGGUGAGUCAUCUGAACAAGCCGCAGUUAUACGCUGUGUUGAAGAGGCACGUGAGUUGGGCGUCCUAUGACAGCAGCAGCAGGGACUUCGACGGCAGCGCCUCCGGCCGAAACGCCGCUGCCGCCGCCGCUGCUGCCGCCGCUGCCGCAGCUGCUGGGUCUUCACCUGGCAUGUCUCCGUUCGCGCCCGCAACAGGGACUCCUAGUGGGGCAGGUCUCGCAAUGUCCCCCCUUUCUGGCAUGUCGCCCAUUCAUGGCAUGUCACCACUCUCAGGAGCGAAUAGUGCUCUGCCUUCCAGCACAGUGCAGGGCAUGCAUGGUGCUGCUGGUGCUGCUGGUGCUUCUGCUGGUGCUUCUGGUGGUGCUUCUGGUGGUGCUUCUGGUGCUUCUGGUGGUGCUUCUGGUGCUUCUGGUGGUGCUUCUGGUGCUUCUGGUGGUGCUUCUGGUGCUUCUGGUGGUGCUUCUGGUGGUGCUUCUGGUGGUGCUUCUGGUGGUGCUUCUGGUGGUGCUUCUGGUGGUGCUGGUGGAGGGUCGCCCAUACACGGGGUGUCGUCGUCGCCCUCGCUGGCGUUGCAUGGCAUGUCGCCGCUUGCCCCGGCGGCAGCAGGAGGGCCGGGCGCGUCCCCUCUGUCCCGUGUCUCGGGUCCUGGAACAGACGUGGAGGGAGGAGGAGGAGGGGGAGGGGAGUCCCCCCUCUCAUGGGCACUGCAAGGGGGGAGAGGAGAAGUGGUGGGAGGGGGAGGAGGAGUAGCAGGAGAAGGGGCAGGAGGAGGAGGGGAGGGAGGGGCAGGUGGGGGCCCAGGAGGAGGGGCAGGAGGGGGAGGGGACAUGGAGAAUGGAGGGAUGGGGCAAGCGAGGACAGAGAGCAUCAAGGUGCAGGGGUUGGUGUCGUGGGCACAGGCAGGCGGCGGGGCGGCUGGGGCUGGGGAGAAAUUCGAGAGGCUGGGAGGUGAUGGCAGAGGAGGAAGAGACAGAGGCGGGAUCGAGGUUCAAAGAGAGGAAGAGGGAGGAGUGGAAGGAGCAGGGGAAGGAGAAGCAGGAGGAGGAAAUGGAGCAGGAGAGGGGGGCGGGGUGGAGUAUGUGGAGGCAAAGAUGAACAUGGCGGAGCUGACUCUCACCUUCCAGCGCCACCUCUCUGUGCUCGUGCGCGCCGAGAAGACCAAGAAGGACGGGUCGCUGCGCCUGCUGCUGCAGUCCGAGUGCAUCCCGGACAUUCUGAGCUGGCUCACGAGUUCAGACUGCGCCCAGGCCGAUCAGAUGCUGCUGAGGGAGUUGGUGCUUGCAGUGCGAGUAGCAGCAUUGGAGGAGACCGGAGGGCUGGACUGGUUCCGUGGCGUGCGGUGCUUCUACCGCAACCGAUUCUCAUUCAUUAACAAGGGGGGGAGCAAGGUGAAGGGGGGAAAAGGUGGGGGAAUAGGCAAGGGGUUGCAGGGGAGAACGGGUGAAGGGGAGAACGGUGGGGCUGGUGAGGGAAGCAGCCAGGUUAGGGGCCUUCUGGGGUGGUUUCAAAGAGGCGAGAAGCAGACAGCUGCUGGUGGUGCUGCUGAUGGUGCUGAUGCUGCUCCCUCCUCUGGUGGCUAUGGCAGCAAGGGGAACCUGCUUUGA